This is a messenger RNA of Thecamonas trahens ATCC 50062, 1386 nucleotides long. RefSeq lists its product as uncharacterized. The coding region runs from base 1 to 1386 and encodes 461 amino acids. The transcript has a single exon. NCBI's taxonomy places the organism in Eukaryota, Apusomonadida, Apusomonadidae. The record is from RefSeq and is a predicted model, not a curated record.
AUGGCAGCGGGAGGAGCCGCGUCGCGCAAGCGGGCCCGGUCGCCAAGUCGUGGUGGAGGUCCGAGCAAGCGGACGCAUGGCCUCGGCGACGAGCGGCACGGCCUGGGCCUCGGCGCGCCGCUGGGCAGCAACGCCGGCGGAGGCGUCCGGAACGAUGGAGUGGUCAUGCAAUGCUUCCACUGCCGCGCCUUUCAGUGGGUUCCUGCCGCCCGUGCUGCUGACCUCUCGCCCGUCUGGCACUGCUUCAUGAACACCUCCUCCGAAGGCGCCGACGAGCUGUGCAUCGGGCCGGUCCCCCACGUCGCCCCGCGUCCGCUGCCGUCCUCAAACCCAAUGCCGGGCCUUGCCCCAGGCCCGUCCGAAGGCGCCACUACUCUCCCCGCCCUGCGCCCGCUCGCCCGCCACACCGUUCUCGCUCCCGAUCCAGGCGCGGCAACAGUCCCGGUCGCACAGCCAGUACCAGUGCCAGAACCGGAACCAGAGCCGGAGAAGGUGGUGGCGGCGACAACGGCAGCGACACAAGCCGAGUCGGCCGAGAUUGCGAUGGCGCUCGGAUCGUCGAAUGUGGCCAUGGCGCCCGGCAGGAGCAAGGACCAGGUCGCGCGAACGACGCAGCUGAUGGCCACGAUCCAGGAGCGGCGCGAGAGUGCUGGCCUCCGGCGCGACCGCCCGCGAUUGCGGCGGCCGCUGCCCACGGUUGACUUUACCGGCUUCCGUCUGCAGAACGGAUACCAGCUGGCGGCGCGAAUCGACAAGCAUGCCGGGACGCACCCACUCUACGAGGGCAUGCACUACUGGCGGAUCGAGGCGCAGCGGCGGUCGCUGGUCAACGCCUGGCUGUGGGAGGAUGAGGUCACUGAGAUCGGCAUCAAGUUCUGCACUGGCGAGUGGACCGUGGCCACGCUCGCCACCGCUCGCUCAAAGCGGGCCCAGCGGCCGUCGCGGGCCUCAAUCUCGCGCUCCGGCGCCCGGAUCCCACGCUCGCCCGCCCGCUUCCGCAACGGGCAUGGCCUGGACGAUCCCUCCUCCGCUGUCCGCAUCGGCUCGCAGCUGCGCCGUCGCGCCUUGCCGGUCGUCUCACCCGCCACCGCUCCAAUGGCAGGCCUCGCCUUUCUCCGUGCAGUCCGCCUCUUCCUCAAAGCGCCGUCGUACGCCACUCGCCACCAACCGGUGGCGCUCGCCGAAGUUGUGGCCGGCCUCCCCGCUCGCCCAGGCCUUCUUGACUCGCUUCCCCCGGCCGUCGUCGAUGCUGUCUUUGCCGGCGCCGUCGCCGACCUCGCCCAUCUCGCUAUCUGGUCGCAGGGCGAGCCAGUCCCGAACAUCCACGUCUUCCACGCCCGCGGCGUCCCCUACGUCGCCCGCGUCGCCUGGACCUCUCGCUCCUAG